Molecule: messenger RNA, 4232 nt
Organism: Misgurnus anguillicaudatus (oriental weatherfish)
Lineage: Eukaryota; Metazoa; Chordata; Actinopteri; Cypriniformes; Cobitidae
Gene: plagx
Product: pleiomorphic adenoma gene X
Biological process (GO): regulation of transcription by RNA polymerase II
Cellular component (GO): nucleus
Molecular function (GO): DNA-binding transcription factor activity, RNA polymerase II-specific
Source: RefSeq, a predicted model, not a curated record
UUUCUUUUACAUGAAUGUUUCAGCACUUUUGAGUAAUCUAAAUAUAUACAUUUGUUUACAUUUUUUGUUAUUUUAAUUACAUAUAUUACAUUUACACAUUCACAGGACAAACUCACUUUUUUAAAUAAAUAAUUAUAAAAACAAAUUGAUAAUUCAACUCGUUCACUGAGCAGUUGUUCAUAGUAAUAAUGCAUUACUUUCAAUAAAUAUUUCAUGUACAAAUAAUAAUGAAAAAUUCUGUUCGUUCUUCGUCGUGUUACAUCAGAUUUUUCAUGACAUUUUCCAGGAUGUUACUGUUGCGGGUAACGCUGCACGUGCAAUUAUAUAAUGGAAACAGACAUGAACUUUCAAAACGUGCAUAUUGGAAACCUUUUGUGAAAAUAACAACUACUUAUUUACAAACUGAUAACGUAAUACUUUAAAACAGAAAAUGCUUUAAAAACACAAAAUGCUUGAACUCAAAACGCAGAACAAUAAUAACAAGUUUUUUACGUUAUUUCCUACGUGUUGCUUUGAUAACUCGUCGUCAUCCACAGGCAAAAAUUUAUUAUAAACAUCUCAAAAUAGUAAAUUAUAAAAUUAAUGUAGGAUAAAUAAAAUUAUAUGUUUUAUUCAUUUAUCAUUUAUUUUGAAUCAAAAACUCAUAUCUCAAGUUGAGCUAAACGUGUUUGAAUAUUACUAGCAUGGUUUAGAUGCACUUUUUCGUUUGCUUGUAUAUGAUGUGAUGCCUGGUUGAAGAUCGUGGGGGUUUAAAUGGCGAAAAACAUGAGUGAAAUCCCACCCUGAAAGUUAGCCAAAGCGCUCUGACGUCACGCACCCACAAUGCACGCGACCAUCGGCUCGAGCGCUGCUGUGUUUAGAGGGAAAGAGACAGCAGGCCCAAAAAUACACACAUUAUUAAAAAAAACAAAGUAUCCGCUGGGAUCACGUCGUGCGAGUUCAUCGAAAAAUAGCCGGGCGACGACAUGGUAAUGUGCAGCGAUACGAGAUAUAGUCUGGAUUGACUAUGAAAUACAACUUUUACGACGAUCAAAAGUUUCUGACGAGGAAUGGGUGGAGGACUGGAUUUUAAACAUGCAAAAAAUCAUCCUUCACCCCCAAGAAAAAUCACCUGCUACUGAUUCUUCUCUGAUGUGCAGUGACGCUCCCUGAAAACUACCCAUAAAUGUGAGAAAAUGUUCCAUGGCAAAGACCAGCUAAACAGCCAUCUCCAGACCCACGACCUCAACAAGCAAGAACUGCGAUGUGAAGAAUGUGGAAAGCGUUACAACACCCGUCUGGGUCUAAGACGCCACAUGGGCACACAUGCCACCUCUUCCGUCGGUGACCUCACCUGUAAGGUUUGUCAUCAGGUGUUUGAGAGCAUGCCCACGUUGCUCGAGCACCUGAGUACGCACACUGGUCGACCACCUCCAGGGGCCGUGGUGCGAGAGAGAAAGCAUCAGUGCGAACGCUGCGGUCGGCGCUUCUUCACUCGCAAGGAUGUCAGGCGGCAUGCGGUGGUGCACACGGGUAGGCGGGAUUUCCUGUGCCCGCGUUGUGCCCAGCGCUUCGGUCGUCGCGACCAUCUCACCCGACACCUGAAGAAAAGCCACGCGCAGGAGUUGGAGACCCUGGCCCCGAUGCAACUUAAAGAGGAGCCUAGUCCCACCAUGUGCUCCGUUGGGUCUUCAAAAGAUGCAACAGAUGCUUUUACGAUGGGCAUGUUCAACCCGCAAGGCCUGCCAAGCACAUCUACCUCAGGGGUCAAUCAUCAUCAUCAUUCAAUGGUGUCUGGCCCCCUGUCCAACCCAAUGGGUAUGGGCUGCUACCUCGAGCCGAACAAGCCACAGCAGUAUCAGCAGGCUCCUAGAUAUCAGCCUAGUACCACUACCUCAUACCUGAAGGCAGAAAUGGAGAACUUUCUGGCCGAGCUCCAGUGCGGACCAAUGCCGCCCCAAGCCGCCGUGGCGACUGCAGUGUCUCGGCCCGGCGACAUUAUCCCUGAUAACAUGGGAGGUCAGGGUGCCCAUUUCACCCUACGAAACUCGCCGUUCACGUCAGCUGAGCCACCCGUCACUUCCGCCAACAUGGACCUUUCACAUCUGCUGGGCUUCCUACCGUUCGGAUUGCCUUCCUACAGCACACCCUUAAAUUCAGGAGGCCUUGUGAUGGGAUACUCCACCACCACCACAGCUGCGUCCCCAAGCCCUACGUCCCAGCUCUCUGGGCCACUUACCUCAUUUCAGCCACAGUCAUUGCAGGAGCCUAUGGCUUCAGGGCACUUAAACCAGAUCUCUGGUUUCUCUCCAAAUCUACCUCGAUUCCAUCAGACCUUUCAACAGUAAAGUUACUUAUGUCCACUGUGACCUGUCAGUCAAACGCAACCGCUCUGCUGUAUCAUUGCCAAAUACCUUAUGGGUAAUACAAUGAAGUUUGUAAGGUUUUUGCGAAUAGAUAGAUUAAGAUUAGCGUGAUGUUGCUAGGAUAGAUGGAAUUUUGCUUUUAGAGUAGUUUAAACUUUUGAGUUUUUGCGUCUUCCGGGAAACUGUUUUGUAGUAUUACUUUAUAUAAUUAAUUUGAAGAAGAGAAAAUGGAAAAGUUAGCACAAGAAAUACCUCAGAUGAUGUUAUCAAGAAGGAAAAAUGCUAUUGCAGUGUUCUCCGUUGUAUAAUGAAGCACUUUUUAUCAACGGCACUUCCAUAACUCGGAUUAGACUGUGGUCUUAGAUUUACCUCUCAACUACCUCUUAAAACUUUCUGACAUGAAGCAAAACUUCACACAAAAUGCCUUCAUGUAUUACGCAUGUGAAACGUUAUCCUAGUUUUAAAAAAAGAAUGCUUUUUUUGAAUGCUUUAGUAUUCAAGAUUUUAGAGUCAGGAGAUUAGCUUGUGUUGAUUUUAGCCGUUUAUUAAAAGUUUGUAGGUGUUCUUGUGUAUAUAUCCUUAAUGCUAAUGAUGACGGUUAUGAGUAGAGACAUAUCUGCUUUGUCUCCUUUAGCUCCCAUCUCUGUUUAUUCCAAAGUGAUUUAUAAGUGAAAUCCACCCAAAAAAAUAUUUUUUAGGCAUAAAAGAAAUGAUUUGUUUAAAAUGGAAAAUACCCCACUUGAUUCUUAAUUAUGCCUUUAUGUUCUCUAAUGAAUUUUAAUGUGAAUUGCUCUUGUUGACAAUGUUUCUGUCAAUGUGUUUAGUAAAAAGUGGUUAUGCUAGUUUUACGCAAAUAGUCACCACAUUACAAAGUUUUCCGCAUUGAAACAAUAUAAGCUUAGCACACCUUAGUUUUGCUAAAGCACUUCAUGCAUUUCUCCAUGGAAAACCAGGAGCACUGAUUUAGUUUUACCAUGCAACUUUAAAUAGCAUUUUAGCACUGCUUCCCUAUGUCUUUUUAACUCUUGGUUACAUGAAUAACCUGUAAGGUUACUGUGAUGUUUUUAGGUCUGCUCUGUUUUGUUUAGGGAUGAAUACAAUUCACAAGAUCCUUCUGGUCUUUUCAUUCAUUCUGUCAGAAAUGCAGUGGCGGCCGGUGACUUCUUUUUUCGAGGGCGCUCGAUGCGAAGUUUGUCACAACAUGUAUGUAGCCCGUCAUGUGUGUGGUUCCUUAUUUCAAAAUAUGCGUGUUGAGAGAUCCUAUGUGCAUCACAUGUCUUGUCAAAAUGAGUGCCUGCUGCAGACGCAUCUAAAGGGGUUAUGAUAAAAGAGACGCUCGUGUUUGCCAGAUACUCGCACAAUCUCAUGUGUAAUCACUGUUAAAGGAGUUUCUUGCGUGUAUUUUGUGAACGUGAGCGUUUCUUUUAUCAUAAACGGUUUUGACGCGUCUGCAGCAGGCACUUAUUUUGACUAAACACGUGAUGCACAUGGUUAACAUGACGCAACAAACACAUAUUUUGAAAACGCAAGCAACACCGCAUGACACUCCGAACACUUAUUUUGAGUUUGCGCCCCUCGGAUGAGCACUCACGAGCCGCCACUGCAGACAUGUAUAGCAGGACUUGGCUAAGAAAUUGUGUAGGACAUUUCCUUCUGUGGACAUUGACCUCAUUUCAACUGUGAUGUUUAGACUGAUCUACCUCAGUGAAAUGCACACUGUGCAUAGCUGUACUGUACCUUUAGUGAUAAAUGUAGUAGUUUCAAUAGAUGUUUGGGUGGAGUACACGGCUGUUUCACAUCUGUGCUAUUCCCAGCAUUGGCAUUGUUAUGUUCAAGCAGCUGUUUGAUUAGGAUGAGAUAAUAAAACAUCUUGUAGAAUUUGAAGAA